This is a messenger RNA of Esox lucius (northern pike), 4865 nucleotides long. RefSeq names its product type II inositol 3,4-bisphosphate 4-phosphatase. Gene Ontology annotation, molecular function: phosphatidylinositol-3,4-bisphosphate 4-phosphatase activity. Lineage: Eukaryota; Metazoa; Chordata; Actinopteri; Esociformes; Esocidae. The record is from RefSeq and is a predicted model, not a curated record. The transcript has 18 exons. The coding region runs from base 447 to 2909 and encodes 820 amino acids. Gene Ontology annotation, cellular component: cytoplasm.
CGGAUCAUAGAAAAUCUCACAAACAACAAAAUUGCGCUGUGUAGGCAACUAAUUAAAUUGUCAGUUAGUUGUGUCAUAUCACUUGAUAUUUUGCACUUUUCUCGAUUGCACGUCUUCGAUAUGUAUUAGUUACCACUGUGUUUUUAAGUUUUGUUUAGUGAACAUGAUACGCAGACAUUUGAGAAAUUAAAGGAAACACCGGAAUAAAUAGGUGGAGUAACCUAACGAAACUAGGUGCUUUAACAAUUAAGAUACGACCAUGCUCUGGGGGCAUGUAGGCCUAAAAAAACGAGGAAAGGUGCUAAGUGGCUUUGAAAGAGGGUUCAUUAUUCGGACAGGGAUGGCUGGAGCUUAUGUCACAAAGACGGUUCAACUGGCUGGUGUUUCAGAAAGAAUGGUGACUAAAGUUACAUCUGCUUUUAGAUCUAUGGGACAGCCGUCUUUACAUGGUGGGACAUUGUGGUCGAAAGCGCACAUUCGGUGACCGUGACGCUCGGCCAUUACUGCGAUAUGUAAGGAAAAACAUAAGAGCGACUAUUUCCCGCGUGAGGGAGAAGGUCUAUGCAGGACGUGAUCGGACUGUCAGCAAAAAUAGUCCGCUAAGAACAACAGAGAGAGGGAUAUUAUGGUCGGUGGAAGGAGUGAUUGAAGUAAGAGAGGUGGAUCAACUGCAGGUCAGAGACAUGGAGAACGGAGAGAGAGAUGACACCACUUCAGGCAAUCCAGGACACAUGGAUUCUCUCCUGUGUGACACCCUACAUGGAUCGAUGCACGACAGAGACAACAGCCCCAUGAUGAGAGCAGUAUUCCGGAGCCCAGUGUGUAAGGUGUACAGGUUCCAGACAGAGUCGAGCCGCUGGAUGCUGGUGAGGGAACAGAUGAGCGACAGCCCUCUGACCUCCAGCCUGCCCAAGCAGCUUCUCUCCUGUUACAUUCAGGAGGACAGGAGGAGGAUCCAGGAGCUCCGUGACCUAGGUGACCUUUCACCCCACUGGGAGGUGCUAAGGAGUGAUGUCAUUGCUCACUAUAGUCACCUGAUCAGCACCUACAAGGAAACUCUCACGGAACUCAACAAAUUGACCGGGUCUUCUGCCUCCUUUAAAUCCAGCUGUAAUAAAACCGACCGACAUCUAGAGUUCAUACCUGUCAACCUCCACACACAGAGGAUGCAGGUAACCUGCCCUCGAACCACAGCUUGGUAUGAUGUGGUGACAGUGGGUGCCCCUUCUGAUCAUUACCAGGGGUUCAAACAUGGUGGCCUACAGAGACUACUCAACAAACCAGACUCUGAUAAGAAGAGCAGUCCCGUGUAUCGUUCCAUCUUCUAUUCUUCGGAUCAGAGCUCCAGAGCCAGGGAGAUCCUGAGCAGUGUUACCCAGCUUCAGCCUCUCAUAUCUGGGCUAGCUGAGGAGCUGCUGCAGGCUGCGCUGGAGGUCAGCCCCCAAAGAGUACAGGAGACACUAACCAAACUAGCACACCGGACAGAACAGAUGGUUCAUGCUUUGAAAGAUGAGUUGGUAAAGAGCGCCCUAUUAGCCCUCCACAAGGCAAGGCCUGCCUACCUCCUCAGCGAUGAACAUGCCCACGCCACCCACAGCAAUGGGCCGGGUCACCAGCCCCUGUCGACCAAUCAGGAUGGAUUAUAUUCGUCACUGCGCCGCCAGGACUCCCUACCUCAACACUCAACCUACAAUGAGGAUGAGUGGGACAGGGUCUGGGCUAAUGUUGCUAUGAGUCUGAACUGCAUCAUUGCCAUGGUGGACCGGCUGCAAAAGAAAGAGAACAGGAAACAAGAAUUGACCUCACAGACUCGGAAUGAUGUUCUAAUCACCCCCGCAGACCCCUCUCCGUGGCACGAGCACCUGCUCCCCCUGGUGAUCACGCUGAGGGAAUGUGUGUGCGAGGCUGUGGACCGGGCCCGCAGCGCCAUGACAUUCGUUCUCCUGCAGGGGGCAGCAACACAAGCUUCUCAGGGCCUGGCCGUGACGCACAGACGAGAUGCCGUCUUUAGCCAGGCGCUGUGCGCGGUGGUGUGUGGGUUUGCCCUGCGGAUCUACGCCGGCGUGGAGGAUAAACCCUUUCUCCUCCAACUGUGUGAGGUGGGGCUCGUCGCUCAGUUUGAAGGACUUCUCAGCACCUAUGGUGAUGAGAUUGGCAUGUUGGAGGAUAUGGAGGUGGGUGUGUCUGACCUGAAAAGAAUCUCCUUCAGAAUCACAGAAGCCAAAUCAGAGCAGCCAGCAGACCUGCUACCUACUGUCUCUGGACAACGGGGUGGUUUCUGUGUGGAGGUUCCAUUGCCAUCAGAAACAUACCUGUUGUUACCAGGGGAACUGAGAGAUGGGCGGGGAUUAAGAGUUCACCCUCUGCUGUUCAACAUUGGCAUCAACCAGCAACAAAGUCUAGCAGAGAGGUUUGGAGAUAGCUCUCUGCAGGAGCGGAUCAACCAGAGGAGCUGUGAGAUGUUGAAGUCCUACUACAGCACCCUGAGAGAGAAACUCCCCAACCUGACCCUGCCGUCAUCCCUGUCUCAGUCCACCGUGGAUGACCUGCUGACCUCUCUGGAUCAGUCUCUGGAGAUGAAGAAGAGGAAGAACGUUGAGGUCCUGUGGCUCGCAGCGUCCAUCUGUAGAAGGCUGAAUGGGAUCAGACUGACCAGCUGUAAGAGUGCUAAAGACAGAACGUCCAUGUCUGUGACUCUAGAACAGUGUACGUUGCUAAGAGAAGAACACACACUCAACGCUGAACUUUUCAAUAAAGCGCUGGACUGUAUGAGGAGGGAGGGUUGUAGGUUGGAGAAUGUUGAGAAGAACAUUGGGAGCAGGAAGUAUGCCUUCAACAGCAUCCAGCUGAAGACCUUCCCUAAACCAUAUCGCCCUCCAGAGGGCACCUACGGAAAAGUAGACACUUAAAGUAGACACGGCUAAAGUCUGCUUUCCUUGCACAGUUGAUUUACAGGGAUGAGAUGGACAUUUUAUGUCAUUCAGUUGACCACCAGAUAGAAGAACAGAUCAUAUUCAUUAGAACAGUACUUCAACACAGACAUGCUGCAAGUACAAACAUUUUCGAUUUGGGACAUUGCCUCUUGAAGGCAUUUUAGAGAGUCCUCUGAGUAAAUUUGGCGAGUGACCUUUCAUGUUCACUUGGACAACUGGAUCUUAACCUCAGAAUCAGGGAGGAAUUCAUGGAAGGUUUGACACAGAGUGAAUUUAUUUUAUGCUUUCAUGUUUAUGUUAAAUUACAAUAUUGUUUUAAUAGUGUUUCAAUAUUGUUUUAUUCUGUAAAUAUUUAUCAAUGUUUUACACACAAAAAAAUAUUUUAAGUAUUAUAAAAUUAGUUGCACAGUGUUCACUCGCAAUGACUCUUGCACAGUAUAUAGUUUUCCAAACCGAUAGAUUUUAUUUGGAACAAAACGCGACGUUGCUUGUUAGCGCAACUCAGUCAUGCUUAUCUGUGCCCUAACCCAUUUAUUUUCUUAUCGCCGUCAAAACAGAUGCCGUGAGAAGCCAAACAACCCAGACAUUUAUCUACUGUCGUGUCCACUACUGUUAUAAUAAAUUAGCAAUGCUAGCUUUUUCGGACAGUUUCAAGCUUCUUGUAGACAGCAGCCAGAGGCGUCACCAGACCCUGGCUGUUAUAGGUUCUUACUCCGACCAAGAGAUGGCGGUGGUAAGCCAAAACGUUUAUUAGCAGAGCACGUUAGUUGACAAGAGACAGUUAGUCAGAGCUCCCAGGGUGGAGGAUGUUCCGAUACUAAACCUUCAAUAGCAAGUCAGCGUGUCUAUAUUAUUAUUUUCCUGCCCUGUGAAACUACAUUGGCUUUCAAGGAUUCAGCUCCGGAUAUUUUUUUGGUUAGACUCAAGUGCUUUGCAGGCUGCUUUUAGCGCAGCUGGGAUGUUUUCAUUGAAACGUGCAGCGAGAACUGCAUACACUGAUACCACGGGUUGCCAAUAGAUUGCAUACAGGAUUAUCAACAGUUUAACCAACCAGUACAUUAAAUCAGUAACAAAUACAACAAAAUCUUAAUGUUAAAAACUGUGACAUUUCAACAAAGUAAUAUUAUUUACGAUAACAAAUUUUUUUUUAGAUAAUUCGCGUUGCCCAUGUUUAGGCUGCUCAGUGAGGAACUGUUACUAUUUUCUGAAAGACGGACACUGAAUAUGAAAGACAUUGCGCCAGAUAAUAAAGUGUCAGAUUGCCUAGUGUAUCCCUGAUCAAAAAAUAGUAACAUUUGAAUUACCUUUCAUAUCAGUUUAAGGAAUGGGCAGAAAUUACUUUUUGCAUCUCUGUUUAAUGUCACUAUGUACUGUAGGGUAGUGCUAUUCAAAUCCGGUCCUGGAAGGCCAAAACACUUCUGCGUUUUGGUUCUACCAAAACAGAUUCGGUUCGCCUACUGGCCCAACGCUUUGGGUCAUUACAAUCUAACCGCCCCUUGAAAGCUUGGAUAAUGUUUCACUGUGCUACAUUUGUCUUUUCUUUGGACGUUUAAACAUGUUUUGAAUCCGAACAUUUGAACUAGUUACUCCUCAGUAUGAAGAGAUAUGAAGCAUAGUUCAUUGUAGUACUGAAUAUACUGCAAUCAUGUUUUUUUAAAUUGUAACAUUAAGUGAGAACUUUUACUUUGACACAGUGAGUGGUUUUUUUUUUAACUAUCGUUACCCGGAAGUAUUUAUGUUGCUAACAAGACCAGAGGUUUUAGCAGAGGUUUUUAUAAUUUAUUAACCAUUUCUGACAGGACGCAAAUGUUUUAUUCCGUAUAUCAAAGACAUUUGUGCAGACAGUUUCUAUUAGGCUAAAACAAUUCAUGAAAUCUAAACAAAAAGGAUAGGUAUCUGCUUGAAUUUGCUCAAUAAAACUGUUUGACUAAA